AAACAAUCCAGUCCAGAUUGAAGAGAUCUUUAAUUUGCUGAUUUAUUUUAUUUUGUCAGGCUGGCCUCUGGCUGUUGAGAUCCUGGGCGGGGGGCAGCAAAUCACCCUUAAAAUCUGCCCAAAAUGGCUCUUGGUUAUUUUCCAGCGGUGACCAUUUUACUCUUACUGGAAACUGCCAAGAUUACUGGCACAGCCACAACCAAGGUCACAACUUCUCCUCCGACAACAUCAGAGCCACGUCCUUUUGCAUCCGUGGCUGACACCACUAGUGGCACGGAAACUACCACACCAGCAGCGGAGACCAAUAGGUGCCUCCCCUCUUCCAUUGCUUUCCUCUCUAAAACGACCCGUCCAUGGAGCACCGUUGGAGAAAGUCCAACUACCAACUCCCUUGGAGUAGCUACAACACUGCCCUCCUCUUCCUCACCUGAAGCGUCCAUUCCCGCUGGCACCUCAGAUGUCUCUGUGGCUUCUUCCUCCCUUGCAGUGACCUCCAUCUCUAGCACUGGUUUUGGGGGUCCUUCAGAAGAAGGCACCACUCACCCAGCAGAGUCAACCAUGCUUUUCACCAGGUUCCACCACAGAGGAGAUGAGCUCCAGCUCUCGUUCUCCAACGUCCCAAGACAAGAGGAGACAUCUGAAGGCCUAUUGACCUCCACCACAGAGGAGGUGAACUCCAGCUCUCGUUCUCCAACGUCCCAAGACAAGAGGACAUCUGAAGGCCUAUUGACCUCCACCACAGAGGAGGUGAACUCCAGCCCUCGUUCUCCAACUUCCCAAGAUAAGAGGACAUCUGAAGGUCCAUCGACCGUCAUCUUCACCACAACACAGGAAGAAUCUACAAGCGAGAAACAUCUUAGUUUUCCUCCUUUUACGACUGAGACAAUGAAAACUUCCUCCAUGUUGGUUCCCCUUCCUACUCCAACGGUAGCAACCUCCACAGUUCUGAGUGCCACUCCUGGAGUGGAAGCCACCACUGGCUCUUCCGAAGUUACCACGAGUUCUGAGGCUGAGAUCACCAGCUGGUGGCCGGGAAGCUCUCACUCCUCAACUUCAACCUCCACCGCAGAGGAGGUGAACUCCAGCCCUCGUUCUCCAACUCCCCAGGACAAGAGGACAUCUGAAGGCCCACUGACCACUAUCUCCACCACUUCACAAGCAGAAACCAUGAGUGAGAAGCAUCCUAGUUCUCCGCCUCUCACAACUGAGACAAUUACAAUCUUCCAGAGGUUUCUUCUUACUUCAACAAUAGUGACCUCCACGCCUACAAGUGCCAAUUCUGGAGUUGGAGACACAACCAGCUCUUCAGAAGUUACCACAGGUUCUAAGGCUGAGAUCACCAGCUGGAGGCCGGGAACCUCUCCCUCCUCAACUUCCUCUUCAGUUACUCAAGACAAAAGCACCCCAAAUGUUACGUCCACUGGUCUUCUGUCUUCUAACUCAGGAAGGACCAGCCUGGGACGAUCUGCUCCGUCGUCCACAAAUCCCACAAGUGAAAGUCCUGUAACCACCUUCAAUGUUCUUUCUUCCCCACCACAUCUCCCUCAGCUUCAACGGAUCUCCCUAAAACUCCAGGAGAAGCCACAACCGAGAUCAGAACUUUGCCUCCAACAUGUGUGCCCACAUCAGAGCCACGUCCUUCCACUUCUGUGGCUGAUACCACUGGUGUCAUGGAAACUAUUCCACCAGCAGAAGAGACCACGGGGUCUCUCCCUUCUUCUGUGGCUCUCGUCUCCAACGUGACCAGUCUGUGGAGCACCCUUGGAGAAACAAGUCCUCUUGGAGUAGCUACAACACUGCCCUCCUCUUCCUCACCUGAUGCUUCCAUUCCUGCUGGCACCCAGGAUAUCUCUCCAGCUUCUUCAUUCCUUGAAAUGACUUCCAUUUCUAGCACUGGUUUUGGGGGUCCUUCAGAAGAAGGGACCACUUACCCAGCAGAGUCAACCAUGCUUUUCAUCAGCUCCACCGUAGAGGAGAUGAACUCUAGCCCUCGUUCUCCAACUCCUCAAGACAAGAGGACAUCUGAAGGCCUAUUGACCUCCACCGCAAAAGAGAUGAGCUCCAGCCCUCGUUCUCCAACUUCCCAAGACAAGAGGACAUCUGAAGGCCUAUCGACCUCCACCGCAAAAGUUAUGAGCUCCAGCCCUCGUUCUCCAACUCCCCAAGACAAGACGACAUCUGAAGGCCUAUCGACCUCCACCGCAAAAGUUAUGAGCUCCAGCCCUCGUUCUCCAACUUCCCAAGACAAGAGGACAUCUGAAGGCCUAUCAACCUCCACCGCAAAGGAAAUGAGCUCCAGCCCUCGUUCUCCAACUCCCCAAGACAAGACGACAUCUGAAGGCCUAUCGACCUCCACCGCAAAAGUUAUGAGCUCCAGCCCUCGUCCUCCAACUUCCCAAGACAAGAGGACAUCUGAAGGCCUAUCAACCUCCACCGCAAAGGAAUGAGCUCCAGCCCUCGUUCUCCAACUCCCCAAGACAAGAGGACAUCUGAAGGCCUAUCAACCUCCACCGCAAAGGAGAUGAGCUCCAGCCCUCGUUCUCCAACUCCCCAAGACAAGAGGACAUCUGAAGGCCUAUCAACCUCCACCGCAAAGGAGAUGAGCUCCAGCCCUCGUUCUCCAACAUGGUUUCUUCUUACUUCAACACAAGUGACCUCCAUGCCUACGAGUAUGAUUUCUGGAGUUGGAGACACAACCAGCUCUUCAGGAGUUACCACAGGUUCUGAGGUUGAGAUCACCAGCUGGAGGCCGGGAACCUCUCCCUCCUCAACUUCCUCUUCAAUUACUCAAGACAAAAGCACCCCAAACGUUACGUCCACCGGUCUUCUGUCUUCUAACUCAGGAAGGACCAGCCUGGGACGAUCUGCUCAGUCGUCCACAAAUCCCAAAAGUCAAUACCCGGCAACCCCCUUCAAAGUUCUUUCUUCCACCACCACAUCUCCCUCAGCUUCAACGCAUCUCCCUAAAACUCCAGCCGGGACUCGCUUCAUCCUGUCGGUGAGAUUCAGCACUCAGUUAAACAUCACGGAUCCUUCCGUCACUCAUGCGGUGCGAAAGUGGCUCGAUCAGGAACUGCGGACAAAAUUUCCUGUUGGCAGCUUCAACCUGACCUUGAUUGGCUAGCAAAGAAGUUGGAAAAGAAAAAUGGUCAGAAAGCUACCAGUUGGUGCCUCUUCUGGAUCAAUGCACCGUAAUAAUGUACAUGUCAGGUUUCGAGGUCGUCUCAAAUAAAUUGCAUUUCAAACAAA
Molecule: messenger RNA, 3249 nt
Organism: Pantherophis guttatus
Lineage: Eukaryota; Metazoa; Chordata; Lepidosauria; Squamata; Colubridae
Gene: MUC20
Product: mucin 20, cell surface associated
Source: RefSeq, a predicted model, not a curated record